UUACAAUGUCAUCGUUUCGUGUUGUAUAGUUGGUUGCUAAGGAACACACUGUUAUACAAACAACAUGCAUUAUAGUAGCAAAUGUUCUAUAUGAAAUCUGUUUACGCUUAGGUGUUUACCGAUGCUGGGCAAACGGUAUUUGCUGUCAAAUUAUUGGAAUAUUCUAUUGUUUAUAUUGAGCAUGCGCCACGAUAGAGAGCGAAAAGUGCACCAAAAAAACCGAAAAUAGAUUUUCAACCGUCGAAUGUGCGCGAAUGAUCUAGAUCGCCGGCAGUCAAAUUAGACUGAGUUUAUAAGCUGAACAGAAAACACAUUUGUCAAUCAAGUUUGAAAAGAAUUCGAAUAAAGAAAUAAUAAUGGGUGCGGAGGAGAACUUUAAAAUUCAACAGAAGGAAUCGGUGGGUCGUUAUGCAACGGCAACCAAAGCACUGUCCGCCGGAUCGGUUGUCUUUGAAGAAAUUCCAUUUGUGGUUGGACCAAAUCCAAACACCAGAGCCGUUUGCUUGGAAUGCUGUGCACCGCUCGAUGGAACUGUCAACGGUACAAGGUGUAAUAAGUGCGGGUGGCCGAUGUGCGACGACUGCAAAUUGAACUCGGACCGAAAACAUCAUGCCAAAGAGUGUGACCUGUUUGUACAAAAUAAGGUUAAGUUUCACAAUUUGGUGACACCACAUCAGAUGUGCUUGCAGUUGGAUUGUAUUACACCGUUGAGAAUUUGUUUGGAAAAAGAAGCAAAUCCGGAGCGAUGGGAGAAGGAAAUCUCAAAAAUGGAAUUUCAUGAGCAGAUCCGGAAAGAUUCAGUGAUAUGGAAAGCGGAUGAGGUAAAUGUGGUUGGCUACCUACAUGGCCCGUGCAAAUUGAAAGAUCGCUUCCCGGCGGAGUUGAUUCAACAAGCUUGUGGCAUUUUAGAAGUGAACUCUUUCGAAGCAAAAACAGCCAAAGGUCAUAAAAUUCGUGGAAUUUAUCCGAAUGCAGCAAUCCUAGCUCAUUCAUGCGUACCGAAUACAACACACUCCAUUUUGCCGACCAAGAACUACAAGCUCACCAUGCGAACAACGGUCAACGUAAAAGAAGGUCAAGAGCUAUAUACAACGUAUACAUACAUUUUGAGCGGAACCAGAGUGCGACAGGAUCAUUUGAAGAAGGGAAAAUUCUUCACCUGCAAAUGUGAACGCUGCUCGGAUCCAACCGAAUUGGGCACACAUUUCAGUUCACUUUUGUGCAAGAAAUGCGACAACGGCGAGAUUAUUUCGACCAAACCACUUGAUGAGUCAGCCGAAUGGAAAUGUCAAAAGUGUUCGUUCACAACACCGGGAUCAGCUGUGGUCACGGUGGUCACCACGAUUGAAAGUGAAAUUGAGCAAUUGCAAGAGCUCGAAACAUCCAUCGAAAACAUCAAACUGUGUGAGAAUGUGUUGACAAAGUACAGCAAAAUUCUGCACCCAAACCAUUAUCUUCUCGUGAACUUGAAGGAAAAUCUCAUCGAUAUGUACGGUUGGCAGUUGAGUAAUCAAAUUGACAACGAUGCCACUAUCAUCGAGUGUUUGGACCGAAAAAUUACCCUUUGCAAAGAGGUGUUGAGCGUAUUGAAUGUCAUUCAACCAGGCUUAAAUCGUGCCCGGGCAAUGUUGAUUUAUGAGACUUACACAUCAAUUGGAGCCAUUAUCAAAAAGAAUUCCGCCUCAGUGACCAAUCGUAGCCAACACAUUGAAGAAGCCAAGCGGUUAUUGAGUGAAUGUUUGACUAUCUUUGAGUGGGAAGAUGAAUCAAGUUUGGAAUUUUACUUGGCUGACAUUUGCCGUAAAAUCGCCGACGAACUACGAUCCAUGGAAGAGUUCAAUUUAGAUGAUUGAACCGAUCUUGUAAUGGAAAAAAAAUAAUGUUAGGAAAUUGAGUGUAUUCUAAAAAUUGUAUUGUUUAUUGAACAAUGAUUUUGUAUUGAGUAUGAAAAAAAAUCUCGAACUUUCGUUUCACAAAAUUA
Molecule: messenger RNA, 1981 nt
Organism: Sitodiplosis mosellana (orange wheat blossom midge)
Lineage: Eukaryota; Metazoa; Arthropoda; Insecta; Diptera; Cecidomyiidae
Gene: SmydA-3
Product: SET domain-containing protein SmydA-8
Exons: 4
Coding region: 357-1853 (498 amino acids)
Molecular function (GO): protein binding
Source: RefSeq, a predicted model, not a curated record